CAGAAGUGAGUUUUAUUGUUUUGUAGCUUCAUAUUUACAUAGCUGACUGUAUACCAUUUACGCGGUUUAGUGUCUGUUUUUUUUUCCUUGUGCAAGCAGUUUAGAGGCCGCAAAUAUAACACAAGGCUCCCACAGUAUUUUUUUUCGUUGAUUAUUUUUCAAAUGUAGAUAAAAACCUGCUGGUAAUUCCUUUCUUUUCUGGUUUCAGAGAUUUGCUUUUAUUUGCUCAUUUAUCUCGCAUUUGCUCGAGCCAAGCCAAAUAAUUGUUGAUAAAUAUAUAACCAGUGGUUUAUUUGUUGGCGGCUAGGUUUUUUUCUAUAACAGCACUCGAUUUUCCUUACUUUCCGUUUGUUCUUUCUAACAUCUGAAGUUAUUUUGGACUUAGUCGAUGGUAAAAGUCUUUUUUUUUGUUUUAGCUCCGUUACACUUUGAUCCAGAUUUGCAUGUUGUAAAAAUAUACACCAAAACAGUACUUGAAGUUUCAGUGGAGUUAGUUUUAUACCAUCACUAGUUGCAAAAAGUGGCGCCAAAUGUUUUCAUUGCGUAGCUAGAAAUAAAACAUACAAAAACAUAGAAAAAAAAACAUAGAAGUUUUCAAUAUUUUUGAAGUUAAGCUUUUAAUUGGACUGAUUUAGCCCAAAAUUGGAUUAUAUUCUAUUGUAAUUUACUUGAUCAAUUUAAUUAAUUUGCGGGGUUACUUAUAAUAAUUUUUUAUAUAGUUGUGUUCGGGUUUCGGAAUUUGGUUCAGAUUUGAAACUUAGACGUGUUUUCCCCUCGACUGAACAAACGUCCACUCGAUUUCUGUUUUUCUUCGCGUGUUUAAUUAUAUCGCAGCUCUUAUACCAAUUAAUGCAUACCGAAAGAGAGAAAAAGAAUGCAACAUACCAGAAGUACUAACUCACGUGAACUAAAGUUAAAACGUACUGCAUCUGCAGGUUGUAACUCUCUCUGGACUAACUACUAGUUUUUCGCACCAUUAAAACUUGUUCACAUUUAUUGUAAUGGUCGGUUGACUUACCAUUGUCGUCAAUGUAUAAGUCUGGUACAAAGCUCGCGAAGUAGAUUUUUGUGAGAAACUGUUCGAACUGCAUCAUCAAAGCUGGAACUACCGGCGGCUGUAAAUGUUGGUAUGAAAAUUGAAGAAACGCGCGCUGAAGAAUAAUUUGUAGUUUUGAAAUUAGUCAUCUCUAGUUUCAAUUUUACAUUGUUAAACAGAAAACUGCUCUCGAGUUCUGUAAGAUAAAACAACAACAUUGAAACGGUAUUACUUCGUUUAUAUUCAAUAAAAACAUACCGAGAAGUUUUAUUGCUUGAACCAUUGAAUGGUGUAUAUUACUGACUGCUAAAUCAACGAUUAUAUCUUGAUUUUUAUAACUGUUUAAACCUGGAUAGCGUGUUUUGUUUUUUCAUAUGGCAACCUUACAACGUUUUACCGGAUCCCAUAACCUCUGGAAUACUAUUGCCCCAGAAAUUGAUUUGGACGACCAAAACGACGAAGAUGCCGAAGAGUCUUCGACGAUUGGUCGGAACCCGAAACAGGAUCAAAGGGUCUCCGACACUUCCGAUCUCGGGUCUGAGACACUUGCCAUGAACUACGAGUCAAACAAUCGAAAUACUCUGCUACACCAGGGACCCCGGGAUCGAGUCCCGUCGUCCACUGAAAGUUACGCAACCCUUUCACAGUCGGGUGUUUACAGAAAUGUUGGUAGACCGACAUCCGGUCAACAGUCGAGUCGACCAUCUUACGUUGACGACGAGCAAAAUCAAAACGAAAGAGUAAAUGUAGUUAACAGCAGGAGUAAUUUGUAUCGUAAUCCGGACAAUGCGUCCAGUCAGUAUUCGGUUAGGGAUCGUGAGAAUAGUUUCCUCGCGAAGCACUACACGCCACCAGUGGCGAAGAGCUUCAGCCCAUCUGGUGCUGCUAUGUCCACUUCCAUUUCAGAUUUCCCACCCGACCCCUUUCAGACUCUCAGGCGCCCAAACGAGAGAUUGGCUGACCAAGGGAUGUCCAGUGGUCUUCCUCCCCAGAAGAAGCAGGUGGACCCCAGUCCCAACAGUCUCCUCAGAGACAGACAGUUCCAACAAGUGUUCACUGUCAAAAUCAGAAAGAGAAACAACUCAUUUGGGUUCCACGUGGUGGGGGGAAUUGACAAUCCGAAACCCUCCAAUGGAGACCCCAGCAUAGUGGUAUCUGACGUCAUACCGAGAGGAGCUGCUGUCGGCGUAUUACGUGUGCAUGAUGUAGUGCUGCGAGUGAAUGACUCAUCGAUGCGGAGAGUGACUCAGGCAGAUUAUCACAACUAUCUCUCUUUCGUCAUGGAUGAGGCCGUUUUCGAAAUCGGACGUCCUGCACCCUCCACUGCGACAUUGGAUAACCGAAUGGGGGGCAAUGUGAAUCUCUCGACAGUAGUUGCCCAGCAGACCAACAACUUACCCAGUCAGAUCAAGAGAAUAACCCUGACCAAGUUGCAUCAAGAUGAAGAUUUCGGAGUUCGAGUGGGCGUGAGGUAUUUCAUUCGUUAUAUUCCGAAGAACAGUUCAGCCAGUCGGGGAGGACAGUUGAAACCCAACGACGUCCUACUCAAGGUCAAUGGAAGGAAUGUGAAUGACAUUCCGACGCUGAAGGACGUGCAGACUUUGAUCAACAAUCACAAUGAUGAACUGGAACUGGUGGUUGAGUCAUUCAGUGGUGGUGACGUCACUGGCUUGAACAAUCAAGACGUUAUCGCAGCAUCUAUUCCGUCUCCAACUCUCACUUCUGCCCCCAACUCACUGACGUCUCAGACCGAUUCUGGGAUGGCCUCAAUGACAACAGACGAGCGGGACGCCCUGGGACUCCUGUCAACUGCCCCCUCUCGACCCCCUCUUCCCUCGACAUCCUCCUCCAAACCCACUCAACCAUCGAGCCUCAACAUCAGUCUAAACUACUCCACCAUGUCGACUACAACUCCAGAGAGUAUCACGGGAGGCUCAACCGGUGGCGGAGGAGGAGUGAACAUUGCACAACUGAAGACGACAACCGAAGACGAUGGUGGAUUUAGGCACUUCAAUGCUGUCAAGGCGGCUCAAUUGAGAAAUUCAGCCAGGCCAAACGACUGGGAUUGGCGGCCGGGGACGAGAUCGUGCAGGUGGUCGAGCAGAAGACGACUGAUUUGACUCGUGAACAAGUGUUGCGCGCUCUGCAGGCCACCAAGUCCGAGUUCGAUGUCGUUGUCCGCAGAAAUCAAGAGGGGUUCCGACAGUUCAACAAUCGAAACACGACGGGAGACUCGUUCUACAUCCGAGUGCACUUCGUGUACAAUGUGGGGCGGGAGGGGUUCCUCUCGUUCGGUGUAUACGACGUGCUCCAUGUGACCGACACUCUGCCCGGAGGAAGGGGGAACGAGGGCUGCUACCAUGCGAGCAGAGUGAAUGAGUCAUCUCUUAAGGACAUGGAGUCCGGCCUCAUCCCCAAUCAGGCCAGGGCGGCUGAAAUGCGUGUGAAGCAGGAAGAAGGGGGACUGAGAGGACGCAGUUCCAGCAGGGGAAGUUCUCUUGCCAGUCGCAGUUCCAGGAAGUUCCGGUCCCUCAGUCGAGGCCGGGGAAACGGCGAAAUCAGUCCCCAGCUUAAGGCUGAAAUAGCUGCAGCUAGCUCGUCGAAGACUUUGCCGAGGAACUCGAGGGUCGUAUCGUCCCCGCCAGGGUUCGCGACCCUGAAUCGGAAUCCCAGCCAGAUGAUUAGGCGGAAGCCCAGUUUGCUAAAGAGACUGGCGGCCGCUACAAGAGUAGGCUCUGCCUCCAAGUCGACUGAAUAUCGACUCGCUCGUCUUACAGAGGGUCAAUCGACUGCUGCCCUGCCUGUCUAUGAAAGAGUGCGUCUCAAAAGUGCGUCAUUUCUGCGUCCCAUUGUCAUUUUUGGCCCGAUUGCCGACUUAGCCCGAAGCGAACUCAUCAAUGAUUCAUCGCAGAAAUAUCAACUGCCACAGCCUGAUGACUUUGCUGCGAUAAGUUCUAGCAACAGAGGCUCAACAGUUAACCUCGAAUCCAUCAAAAAAGUUAUGGAGCAGAACUGUCAUUGCCUGUUGGACAUUUCUCCGCAGAAUGUUCAGUGGCUGAACAUGGUCGGUCUGUACCCAAUUGUGAUCUUCUUCAAGCCAGACAGUAAAAACCACGUGAAGACUGUCCGGGCCUCCUUCAAAACCUCUAAGGGGGGUCAGAAAUUGAACAAGGAGCUCUAUGCAUUGGCCACUGAGAUCGAAAAACACUACUCACACAUCAUUUCAGAGAAAAUUCAUCUUUCGGCCAACGAUAUUUGGUAUGCGAAACUGACAGACACGAUCAAGAAGCACCAGGCCGCUCAAAUAUGGCAAUCCGAAACUCCUAAUGUGGACCUGGCGGAAAUGUCUGAUAAACCGAUUACAGUGGGCCAAUGGGCGACCACUAAGUCGAAUGCCAGUUUAAAUAACACAGUGGACGGCACUACGUCGGCUAACUUCACAUCGGACAGUGUGCGAGGCAGCACUAUCAGCAGGGGACAGAGAGGGUUGACAAAUGGGUCCCAAAUGGCCACACCAACCAGCACCCUGAACAGAAGUCGCGCUCCAAGCGUGUUGCAACAGCAGAGAUCUAGAUCUGCAUCGGGGGUUCUGGAGGACCAGCAGGGCCCCUAUGAGUCAUUUGACCACAACGCAAACAACAAUUUUGACCGAAAUGACAUUGCCAGCUUGUCGUCUGCGGCCGGGUUUCGUGACUCCAGUAUGAGAUCAAAUGGGAGAAUGACCCCUGUGAACUCUAACAUGAAUGCGGGGUCAUUCGGUGUGAGAAGUCAGACUUACGAUGCGGAUCUGAACAGACAAACGACAGAGAGAGAAUCAAUCACUUCUGGGCAGUCGCGAAAUUCAGCCCGGCCACAGAAUCUGAUGUCGAUGCCACCUAUGAACGACCGCGAUAACAACUCAUUCACAGCACCAGCCGGAGGUUAUGAACAGAGGGUAAACGACACAACAGGGGGAGCAGAGAUGAAUCCGAGAGCAUCUAUGCAAUCCAGACAAUCCUCUCAAUACGAUGUACUGAGACAAUCUAAGAUGGACAUGGAACCCCCAAGACAAUACUCAAGUCAAAAUUACCCCAAUGAGCUGCAAAGGGCGAGAAAUAACAGUAAUGGUGCUAUUAACAACAUUGCAGAUAACAGGUCAAUGCACUCUACGCCUAUGUCAGCACCAACCCACAUUAACUACAGGACAAAUACUGACAACAUCAGGCCCCAAUGGCAGCGACCAGUCAGUCAGCCUGCUAAUCAAAAUAACACCAUCAAUCACAACGAUGUGCAAACCCUUUUCCAAGACCAAGCCAGACAUGACUUAAAAUCAAGACCCGACUGGCAAAGCUUGAGGAAUGCUAGAGGACUGAGUGGUGAAUUCGCCUCAGAUAGUCCAGACGUCCCUCCCCCUCACCCACCUCCCCCCAGUUCUUACACUUUCAACAGUGCGGCGCCACAGCAUAUGAUUGUUCCGUCGAACACUUCUAGCAACCCGCCGUCAUGGCAACGAGGCUCACAGCAAAACAACAACUUCAACUAUCCCAGCCGAUUUGCGAACGACCCACAGUACUAUGAUGAUGAACCACGUGCACCUUUAAUGCAAUCGCGAUUUUCGAACUCUCAGUCCAAUGUCCAGAAAACACCGGUCUCAUCUUCCAAAACGGGUCUCAACUAUUUUGGACAGAUGCGAAGCAACGCCCCUACUAUGAACCUCUAGUUAUAGAAAAACUUCUCUUCAGAAUUUUUAAAACUUCAUUCCAAACUAGUCAGUUACUCUCUAGUCUAAAUUGUCUACCCACUGACAGUAACCUCUUUGUCAGUUGAAGUUAUAGUUCACAUGAAUGCUGAUGGAAAAAGUCUGAGAGCAGAUGUUUCAUACGUGACAAAAACACUAGCUACCAUCAGAAACUGGAUCUCUUUAACUAUUACCCCUCCUCCCACAUAUGGUACCUAGUAACGAAUUGU
This is a messenger RNA of Symsagittifera roscoffensis, 5983 nucleotides long. RefSeq names its product tight junction protein ZO-1-like. Gene Ontology annotation, molecular function: cell adhesion molecule binding. The record is from RefSeq and is a predicted model, not a curated record. Gene Ontology annotation, cellular component: plasma membrane; bicellular tight junction. Gene Ontology annotation, biological process: cell-cell junction organization; protein localization to cell-cell junction; cell-cell adhesion. NCBI's taxonomy places the organism in Eukaryota, Metazoa, Xenacoelomorpha, Acoela, Convolutidae.